AUGGAAGUUGAGCUUUGGGGAUCCUUUAUAGACUUUGUGGAAUUUCUUUCUUUCUUUCCACCUUUCUUUCUUUCUUUCUUCUUUCUUUCCACCUUUCUUUUUUCUUUCUUCUUUCUUUCCACCUUUCUUUUUUCUUUCUUUUUUUCAUUCUUUUCAGCUUUCUUUCUUUCUUUUUUUCAUUCUUUCCAGCUUUCUUUCUUUCUUUUUUUCAUUCUUUCCAGCUUUCUUUCUUUCUUUUUUUCAUUCUUUUCAGCUUUCUUUCUUUCUUUCUUUCUUUCUUCCAGCUUUUGUUCUUUUUCUUUCUUUCUUCCUUUCCAGCUUUCUUUCUUUUUAUCUUUCUUUCUUUCUUUCAUUCUUUCUUUCAUUCUUUCUUUCUUUCUUUCUUUCUUUCUUUUUCUUUUCUUUCUUUCUUUCUUUUUCUUUCUUUCUUUCUUUUUUUUCUAUCCAGCUUUUUCUUUCUUUCUUUUUUCUUUCUUUUUAAUCUUUCUUUCUUUUUCUUUCUUUCUUGUUUCUUUCUUUCUUGUUUCUUUCUUUCUAUUUUCUUUCUUUCUUGUUUCUUUCUUUCUAUUUUCUUUCUUUCUAGCGUUCUUUCUUUUUACCGGCUUUCUUUCUUUCUUUUUCUCUCUUUCCUUUUCUUUCUUUCUUUUUCUCUCUUUCCUUUUCUUUCUUUCUUUUUCCUUUCUUUCCAGCUUUCUUUUGUCUUUCUAUCUUUCUUAUACCAAUAUUUAA
Acanthosepion pharaonis is the source of this 729-nucleotide messenger RNA. The record is from the annotation of a GenBank genome assembly. NCBI's taxonomy places the organism in Eukaryota, Metazoa, Mollusca, Cephalopoda, Sepiida, Sepiidae.